AUGCCCGCUGUCGCCAAGAAGAGCGCUAAGAAGGCCCCCAAGAAGGUCGCUAAGAAGAUCAGCCGCAAGAGCCCCGAGUACAGCACGCUCCGCAAGAGCUGCUCUCCCGGCACAAUUGCGAUCAUUCUCGCAGGCCGCUUCCGUGGCCGCCGCGCGGUGAUUCUCAAGCAGUUGCCCGGCAACGGCCCACUGGUCAUCUCGGGCCCGAUGAAGUACAGCGGAGUGCCGAUUCGCCGCAUUGACUCCCGCUACAUCAUCGCCACCUCCACAAAGGUCGACAUUAAGAACGUGGACACCAGCGCCAUCACCGCUGAACUCUUCAAGCGCCCCAAGCAGGAGAAGCGAGUGAAGUCGGAGGGCGAGUUCAUGGGUGAUAAGGCCAAGAAGGCAGCGGAGCAGAAGGCCAAGAAGACCGCAAAGGCAGCAGCGAAGGGUGCCGUCAGUGAUGCCCGCGCACAGCUGCAGAAGAAGGUGGAUGCUGCUCUCAUUGAGGCGAUCAAGAAGGAUCCUCUUGGUAAAGAAAAGGCCGGAUAUCUUCACUCCGUCUUCACCAUCAUGCCAGGUGAUGUGCCACACCGUAUGAACUGGUAG
Trypanosoma theileri is the source of this 591-nucleotide messenger RNA. RefSeq names its product putative 60S ribosomal protein L6. Gene Ontology annotation, biological process: ribosomal large subunit assembly; cytoplasmic translation. Gene Ontology annotation, cellular component: cytosolic large ribosomal subunit; ribosome. Bases 1 to 591 code for a protein of 196 amino acids. The transcript has a single exon. Gene Ontology annotation, molecular function: RNA binding; structural constituent of ribosome. The record is from RefSeq and is a predicted model, not a curated record. NCBI's taxonomy places the organism in Eukaryota, Euglenozoa, Kinetoplastea, Trypanosomatida, Trypanosomatidae.